Molecule: messenger RNA, 2331 nt
Organism: Capsella rubella
Lineage: Eukaryota; Viridiplantae; Streptophyta; Magnoliopsida; Brassicales; Brassicaceae
Product: probable ADP-ribosylation factor GTPase-activating protein AGD14
Exons: 14
Coding region: 235-2106 (623 amino acids)
Molecular function (GO): GTPase activator activity
Source: RefSeq, a predicted model, not a curated record
UCGGAUGAUGUCUCAUUCCUUUGCUGGCCUCAUCCAUCUAUUUUUUUUUUUUUUGUCAUCUCUCUGGACAAGCCUGAGAGAGCUUCUUUCUCUUCUUUCCUCCUCCAUUCUUUUUUUCGGCUGUUUCCUCUUCUUCUUCUUUUCUCCAAGUUUUCUCAGGUAAUGAUGGCACUUUGAUCGGAUUUCUCAUUUGAGAUAUUGAAUUUUCUUGCUGAGGGAGGCAUUUCUCCAAGAAUGGGGAGCAGAAUUAAGGAAGACGAACGAAUCGAAAAGGCUGUCCGGAGUUUAUUAAAGCUUCCCGAGAACCGGAGGUGCAUUAAUUGCAAUAGUCUGGGUCCACAAUAUGUCUGUUCAACAUUCUGGACUUUUGUCUGCACAAAUUGCAGUGGAAUCCAUCGAGAAUUUACUCAUCGUGUGAAAUCUGUAUCAAUGGCCAAGUUCACAGCAGAUGAAGUUGGUGCACUUCGUGCAGGAGGAAACGAGCGAGCCAGACAAAUUUAUUUUAAAGAAUGGGAUACGCACCGUGAUGGUUACCCCGAUGGCAGUAAUAUUUUCAAGCUCCGAGAUUUCAUCAGGAAUGUUUAUGUUGACAAAAGAUACUGUAGUGAGAGUAAUGACUCACGCCAGAAAUCGGCUGUCGUAGAAGAUUACAGGGAAAGCAAGAAGGCCAGUGCAAAUUCUCUUGGAUCAAGAAGUUUACACUCUGUGGAUAAAUCUGAAACUGAAAGAUCUAGUGCUGUUGGGAGAAGUGGCAGUGAAUCUCUCAAGUUUUAUUUUGAUGACAAGAACCACAGACAACAACAUGCUACGCAUAAUCCAAGAUCUAGAGGUUUACCAAAGAGUCCUAUUCGCUUUGAGAUUGUUGAUGAUAGGUUUAGAGAUGAUGGAAGUGUUAAGAGAUAUGAUGCACGUAAGGAGUCAAGAGGAAGCUCCAAAUCUCUUGACCUCUCAAGUAACAAAGACAUGCCACGAUUUCCCAUUGUACGACAUACCAGCGAACUCUUAGGGGACAGUGCUCCUCGGUUGCGCGUAAGCAAUGUUGCAAAAAUUGAAAAAAAGAAGGAUCCGGUGAAUAAUCAGAUGACAGAGAAAAUGGAGAGUCCUAGAAGUUUAAUCGAUGAUGAACCAGUUUCAGAACCAUCUGCAUCUCUUAAGACCACUGAAGGGCCAGCUCCUAAUUCUUUGGAGGCUUUGUUGUUUGGACUCUCUGUUCCUUCUGUUGUCCCUGGAACAAACAAAUCUGAACAAUGUAGCACUAGUGAUAUUUCCUCUACUGUUUCUGUAGACAAUUAUCCUGCAGCGAACUUUGGGAUACAGACAAUGCCAAUAACACCAGACAGUGUUACCUCUUUUGUCGCAUCACCUACAAUUGCGCAUGCUCAUGCUGCUUCUCCAAGUCCACUGUUUCCAGUUGCUGCUGAUAACUUGGUUACAAAAGAGACGGCUACACCAAGUGUAGCUACAAAUAACCAGGAACAAUCAGAUAGCACUACCGAACAAUCAACACUGGCUAUCACAAAUUAUGCUCAUGGCGGUGGAUAUGAGCAACAAUAUCAAGAUGAGACACACUCUAGCGUAAGAGAGGCGCUUCCUGAGGACCUUUUCACUGGAGGCUUCUCCUUUGCCCCACAGCAAGCUCAUGGUCAACAUCAUAGCAUGGGAUAUGGCAUGCAAUAUUAUCAAUAUCCUAUGGCUGUGGGAGCCUUACCAUAUACAGCAAAAGCAGCAAAUCCCUUUGAUCUUAGCUAUGAUGACACAGCUCCAAACCAAAUACAACAAUUUCCUUCUAUGGGAUAUGUGCAAGGAGGAGGCUUACCUCACGUGUCAGCUCCAAUAGGGUAUGCAGAUACUUCAAGUCCAGCUGCAGGUUCCAUUGGACUGAUGACCUCUCAGUCACCUUUUCAUACAGCCCCUUUAUCCCCAAACUCUCCAGCUCUUGCAUCCAAUAUUUCCCCUGGUGGACUAAUGGGGCAGCAAUCACAUGUGAAUAUGUCCCAAUCUUUCAGUAGUACUGAAGGAAACACUUUUACGUUUCAUCAAGCAAACAAUGGAUAUCCUUCUGCAAACCCAAAUGCUUAUAUUUCCAGAGGCAAUCCCUUUGAAUGAGAGAGAGCUUGAUUCAGAAAAUUUCUAAAGUUGGGAUAAUUUUUAUGGAAAUUGAAUGAGAGGUACAGAGGUUUCCUGACAUCAUCCGCUGUUGCUUUUUAUCAAAUGUACAUUGAGGUGGAAAGAUAUCUACUUGUAACCAAAAUAUUAUAACUCUUAUGUAUUUAUCUACAUAGCUUAUUCUAAUGGCCAUGGAAUCUUAUAAUUUGCAUGUGUAAGUUGUAA